Tigriopus californicus is the source of this 2957-nucleotide messenger RNA. RefSeq names its product TRPL translocation defect protein 14-like. The record is from RefSeq and is a predicted model, not a curated record. The transcript has 8 exons. The coding region runs from base 1051 to 2394 and encodes 447 amino acids. NCBI's taxonomy places the organism in Eukaryota, Metazoa, Arthropoda, Copepoda, Harpacticoida, Harpacticidae. Gene Ontology annotation, biological process: photoreceptor cell maintenance. Gene Ontology annotation, molecular function: GTP binding; phosphatidylinositol binding; phosphatidic acid binding.
GGGCGGGCGGGUAUUUGUGAUUGGCGUGUACAACCCCAAGAGCGUCGCCGUCGCCGUCGUCGUCAUCGUGUUCCAUCUUCGGAGGCUGUUGAAGAAGGAACGUUUUAUUCAUUUCCUGUUCCAUUCCCACCACGAGGCGGGCAUCUCAAACAUAUUGAAAGGUCAUUGUCGGCUUUAGUCUCAAGGUCCGCAACUUGCGUCGUUCCCUUAAGUCGUUCCAGACUUCCUCCGACAACUAGAGGGACCUAGUACUGCUCUCGUCUCGAGAGCUUUUGAAGCCACCUUUCCUUUAUCUCCAUUAAUUUCACAUCGUGUUCAACACUUGAUGACAAUAAGUGUUGCCUCUCCCAGUCUCCUUGAUCAGAGAAUGGAAAGAACUUACCAAGGGGUCCACUUAAGAAGAAGACUCUGUUCCAGUCUGUGCUCGUUUCACCAACGUGUGUGCAAAAGAAACAAGUCUUGAUGAAUUUCCCUCCCCACUGACUGACGACCGGAAGACCCUGUGACUCCACCGGCCUUUCUGCUUCUGUUGGCGCUUCAUAUCCCUUCAGUCAGUCACGAUCGAUGUCGAUCAUACGACGCAAUCCCUCGACGGUGUGCCAAAUCUAACUACGUACGAAGGCUUUUGAAGUCAAGAGAAUCCUUUCAAGUUCAUCAUCUUUCAUAACGGAUCCGCCAGUUCUCCAGCGAUCGUUACCAAGGCCAAGUUCAUGAGCGCUUGUGUGGAACCCACUCCUUUUUCUUUUGGUUUGAUUUCCUUAUUUUCGUCGGCUCUCUCCUCGUCCACCAUCUCUUCGGCUCUCCUCAUUUCCAGUUUCUCGUCCAUCGUAUCUUGCCCCCCUUGUUUGUCUUUGAAAACUGCUUUCGCGUGCCCCUCAUCAGAGUCGGAUUCCUCCUCCUCCUCCUCCUCAUUAUUAUCAACACCAUCAUCAACAUCUCUUUCCUCCUCCUUCUCCAAGUGUUCGUCCGGUCGUUCCAUCAUCACCACCACCACCACCACUCGUACUUUUUCGACAACAGAUCGUCUCGAUCUUCACCGCCAGUUUGAAAAUGAAGCUCCUCACUGAUCUAGAGACAGUCAUGCAGCGAGAACAGAACAAAACCAAGAUUUGGAAGCUCGUGCUCACGGGUGGACCGUGCGGUGGCAAGACCACGGGUCAAUCCCGAAUCUCUACCUUCUUCGAGAAUCUGGGAUGGAAGGUCUACCGAGUCCCCGAAACUGCCACCGUGCUCAUUUCUGGAGGAGUCAACUUUGCCGAUCUCAGUCCGGAAGCGGCGGAAAAGUUUCAGGAAAACUUGCUGAAGACCAUGAUCCAAAUGGAAGACACCUACUUCGACUUGGCCAAUGCUGUGGCGGACCGAAACGUGCUUGUGAUUUGUGAUCGGGGCACCAUGGAUGCCUCAGCUUUUAUCUCCCGGGAACAAUGGGAACGCAUCUUAGCCCGACUGGGUCUCGAUGAGGUCGAAAUGCGAGACAAUCGCUACAACCAGGUGAUCCAUAUGGUGACGGCUGCCAAGGGAGCGGAACAGUUUUACACGGUGGAACAUCAUGCUGCCCGAAGCGAAGGGUUAGAUGAAGCUCGAGAGCGUGAUACCCGAGCUGCCGAAGCAUGGGUGGGACAUCCAUAUGUGGAUAUUGUGGAUAACUCGUCGGAUUUUGAAACAAAAAUCAACAACCUCAUUACGCGAGUGGCAUGGAGUAUGGGCUUGGAUGUGGGAGACAGAUUGAGAUCUGGUGCUAAGAAAGUCAAGUUCGUGGUGAAUGGUCCCCUUCCUGGCGACCAUGCCUUUCCCAGUUUUCGAGAUUUCACGGUCCACCACCAUUACCUCCAGACCAACUCGAGGAUGAUGCAAUCCCGACUCCGGAAACGCGGUCGCAAGGGGAAAUGGAGCUACACGCAUACCAUCCGGAAGCAAGUCUCAGGCCAAAUGAUCGAAGUCAAGAUCCCCCUGACUCACCGUGACUACAGCACGCUUUUGUCUCAGGAGGACUCGAACCAUUUCCCCGUGUACAAGACCAGGCGGUGUUUCUUGUUCCAGAAUCAGUACUUUCAAAUGGAUAUCUACAAAGAACCCUGUCACGGAAGGUGUAAGGGCCUGAUGCUCCUGGAAACUUACACAACCUUGACUGGUGAGGACCUCUUGAAGCGGUUGCCUCCUUUCCUCAAUUUAGGCAAUAAUGUGACUGGGGACUCGGCCUUCUCGAUGUUCAAUUUGUCCCUCCGAGAUGAUUGGGCCAAUAACAAGAAGUUCUGUCAUCGAUUGUCAGAUGACGAGGAUGAGGAUGAAGACGUCAAAAGAGUGACCAAACAGGCCCAGAAUCGAUUAGACGCCAGCAUGUCCCGACAAUCCAGUCCCAAUGGUAGUCAACUCCUUACUCCCGAAGGAGAAUAGAAGAAGUAGAGGAAGAAAAGAUCAUUGAAUUCAUCCAAAAAAUCAAUCCCAGAGAAAGUGACAACCGUUUAUACACAACCCCUUGAUUCACGUUUUCCCUCCUUUCCCGUCCCGCCCCCUUCUCACACUAUGUAAAGGCGAAUGCAAUCUCAAAGAGGCAAAGCACGCCCUCCUCAUCUGCUACAAUCCUUGCGCUUGAUGAUCAAGACAUCAAUUCCUUAUCAUAUACAUAUAUAAUCAAUGUUAUAUAAACCUCCAUGUCACCAGGCUACCUGUAGUGGAAUGAGAACAAUUUCCCUGUAGGCGUUACCAUUGAUUUCUCUUGGGUGCAUUUUCAUGUACGUUCAUACCUUUGCCUUCCCCUAAUGGGGCAAAGAAACAAUAUGUUAAAUUUUAGGCCUCGCGGAUCCAUGUCAUCUUUUUUUCACGUCUUCUACCCACCAUUUUUUUGACUCAAUAAAAAUGCACUUUGUAGUCCUUUUCCAGGAAAGAAAUUGGACGAUUGGAAUGCAUUGAUGUCGCAAUCUAGACCAUGAAAUACAUUUCAAUCACUUUAUAAAUAA